AUGGACAAGUCAUUCAACACCGUGCAUUUUGAUGGAACUUUCCUGAGAAUGAGUUUAUUGGAUGCAACUCAUCAUAAUUUCAGCUAUGUUUGGGUGUGGCUUGUCGCUCAUACAUUAGCAUGUUCUAAACUACAGAUUCUGAAUACAUUUCAUACGUUUUCUAGGCUUCCCUAUAUGCAAGUUUUAAUUGCCUUUCUAAGCUGCCUUUUUAGAAAGAAAAAAAGUAGUGUUUUCUUUUUAGUUUCCACUUGGUACUGAUUUUAUAUAUCUGGUUUAAAUGCUUAACAUAGUUUGGUCGGUGUGGGUUUUUUUUAACCACAGGCACCAUCUUCUAUUGAAGUUGGGACAGCCUCCUCCCACCUCUGCCACCCAGAAGACCACUCCAGAUUAACUCUAGAUUUUUGCCAGGCUGAAGGAAACAUCUCUGACCUCCUAGGACAAGUGAAGAAGAUAACAUGUAAUGAGCCCUGAAGCUGGAUCAAACCAAAGGCCCAUGUUGUCCAGCAUCCUUUUUCCUGCAGUGGUCAACUAGAUGCAGUGGUCAACAUAGGGACCAUAGCUCUUUCUCACUAUUGUUCUCUUCCGAGUGGCAUUGGCGCUCUCGGGUCCCAAUUGUGAGUUCUCCAUUGAGGCAUCUGGUUCUGCACUGUGAAUACAAGAUGCUGAAUUAGAUGGGCCUUUGACCUCAUCCAGCAGGGCUUUUCUGAUGUGCUCAAGGCAUUCAAGGACACUGAUUUCAUCUGAUACCGGAGAUGUCUCAGAAGGUGUAUGCAGAAAGCUUUGAUCAUGUCCUCGAGUUCCCUACACUGAUGAAAGAGCUUUGAUGAUCUCCAUCUCCUCCCUCUGGGUGUUUCUGAUUUAAAACGGCAGAUAAACUAGAGCAAUUUGACUUGAGGUCAGCAAAAUUAAAAGGAAGGGAGAGGGGAACAAACUGGUGUCAAGACUAUUUGUGUUGCAUUAUUGCAACCACUUAAUUUUGUCACUUCCCUCUUUUGUGCUUAGUAAAGUAUUUUGCACAUGAAAUUGUUGACAACUAAAUAAAAUGUUUUCUGGAAAGAGGCGGUCUCUUGGUCACAGGAGUGGUUGACAGAACUGUAUAAAAACGGAAAAUUCUCCCAGUUCCUCCAACAGCUUCAUCUGACUCUCUUGUCUUCGUUCCAUCUUCUCAAAGAAGCAGGUAAGUUCAUUUUCUUGGGGGAAUGUUUCUGAAUUUAUCAAAAAAUUCACAUCAAAUUAAGACUAGAUGGAUUUUCCAGCUUCACACUUUGUAAGUGCAUUUAAUAUGAUAUUGCUAGAAGAAACUCUAAUUAAGCAUUUUUAAAGACAGCUGGAAGGUUCCACCAGCUUUCCAUCUUCUUCCUUCCUUCUUAAAUGAUAUUUAGACAAAUAUACACACUUCUGUGUUUUACAGCACAAAACUGCGUUUAACUCAGAAGUAAACCCGAAUGUGUUGUGCUUACUCUCUGGUAAAAAUAUAAAGGAUGGUUGUCUUUUUCAAACUCAUCCCCAACUUGCUGGACAAUGGUAUACUGUGGUCCAGUAUGUUCAAGAUACAUGUUGAUAGCAUUGUUGAUAAAACAUGCCUUUUCUUAAAAGAACCUUACUGGGUUAUCUCAUCAUUUUCUUAUAUUUCAGAACAUCAGUACUGGGGGUAGCCAGCAUAGCACCUUCUAGAUGUUGUGGGUUAAAAUGCCAAGAAAGGGGGUCAUUCCUUAGUGAUACAGCCCAUGCUUUGCAUGCACAAGGUCCCAGGAUCAGUCCCCUACAACUCUAGGUGGGGCCAGUAAUGUCCCCUGUCUGGAACCCAGGAGAGUCAUUGGCAAUCAGUGUAGAUCAUGGGUAGGCAAACUAAGGCCCAGGGGCUGGAUCCGGCCCAAUCACCGUCUAAAUCCAGCCCACGGAUGGUCCAGAAUCAGCAUGUUUUUUACAUGAGUAGAAUGUGUCCUUUUAUUUAAAAUGCAUCUCUGGGUUAUUUGUGGAGCAUAGGAAUUCAUUUAUUUAUUUUUUCAAAAUAUAGUCCAGUCCCCCACAAGGUCUGAGGGACAGUGGACUGGCCCCCUGCUGAAAAAGCUUGCUGACCCCUGGUGUAGACAAUAUUGACAACAAAGCCCACAUUUAGUAUAUGGCAGCUAAUCUUGUUCUCAUCACCUUGAACUGUUGUUCAGGCUAGAUGAGUCUCAUGGGCAUUGAAGUCCACGAUAUUAGGGCAGGCAUCACUUUGAUUCCCCUUGAUCUGCACCAUAUCUGAAACUUUUUCAUUCUUUGCCUUUCGUGGUCCAUUUUCAACUCCGUUCUGCAAUUUUAUGUUGUGUUUUCUUUUGGAUAUAAUUUUUAAUUCCAUUUUCUGUUUCACAAUUUCAGAUAAAGAUUUUACGUACUUAAAAUAUCAGUGACUUUCUGUCAGGGACUGGACUGAGAAGGAAUGGUGGAGACCACCCCCUUUCCUCCUGAAACUUCCAGAGAAGAGGGAGAAAGCAUAGAAUUACAACAGUGGUUUGUGGGAGGUCAUAGCUCAGAGGCUUCAGAGGGGAGAAGCUGGGAAAUAUUGGGAGAGGAGCAGGAACAAGGAGUAGCAUGAAGGGAGAGACAGCUGACAGACUGAGUGUCUUUAGAAUGCAUCCCAGACCCUUCCCUCUCCCAGAACCAGGCAGGCAUUGAAGGUAGAAGAGCAGAGAGCUCAGAGGCAGAAGGCAUAGAGAAGCCACCAUAGGGAAGACGGAGGGGGUGGGGUUUUCACUCGGAGCAACGUCCUUACUCUAAGAAGCAACAUUUGUAAGCCUCUCUCUGUGAACAUUGAAUAAAAUACCUUGGUAAGAACCCCCAUUGUUCAGCCCCCCACUGAGGUCCAGCGCCGAGGGCCUUCUGGCGGUUCCCUCAUUGCGAGAAGUGAGGCUACAGGGAACCAGACAGAGGGCCUUCUCGGUAGUGGCACCCGCCCUGCAGAACGCCCUCCCUUCAGAUGUGAAGGAACUAAGUAGCUAUCCUAUCUUUAAAAGACAUCUGAAGGCAGCCCAGUUUAGGGAAGUUUUUAAUAUUUAAUGCUGUAUUGUUUUUAACACUUGAUUGGGAGCCACCCAGAGUGGCUGGGGAAACUCAGCCAGAUGGGCAGGGUAUAAAUAAAUUAUUAUUAUUAUUAUUAUUAUUAUUAUUAUUAUUAUUGGCAGCCUGCCACAAGGGAGAGGGAUCAGAUUCCCUGAAGCCUGACACUUCACUUCUUCUCUUUCCAUGGUUCAUUUUGCAUAUCUUGUAUCCCUGCAUAUUUUACAAAAACUAUACCAAUCGGUUUUCCAUUAUUACAUCCAUCAAAAAUUAUUUGCACUGUUGAAUUUAUCUUCAUGCUGCCAGAGUUUUCAGCUGUACACAUGCAAUUUUAUUUUUUAGAUUCAUCUUCAGCCAUGGCUCACUGUGGCCCAUCCUGUGCCGUCCCAUCCUGUGCUUCCACCCCCACCGUUGGAUUUGGAUCUGCAGCUCUUGGUAGACGUGGAGGUCUUGGCUACGGAUUGGGAGGUCUCAGCUACGGCAAUGGAGGUCUCGGCUACAGCUAUGGAGGUCUCGGCUACGGCUAUGGAGGUGCUGAGAGAGCAGCCAAUCUCGGUGUCCUGGACGGAGUCAUCCCUUCAUGUGUUAACCAGAUCCCACCAGCAGAGGUCGUCAUCCAGCCACCUCCCAGUGUCCUGACCAUCCCAGGGCCCAUCCUCUCUGCCAGCUGUGAGCCUCUGUCUGUUGGAGGCAACACUCCAUGUGCUGUUAGUGGUUCUGGAAUCGUAGGGGGUUAUGGCUAUGGUGGGUGGGGCUAUGGGUCUGGCCUCCUUGGAAGCUCUGGGGGCUGGGGCUAUGGUUUGGGCUAUGGGAGGGGAGCACUCCUUGGAAGGAAGGUCGGGCGUCGUGGUAGCAUCUGUUCUUAGGCCAAUUAAACCUAAGAAGCAUAUCCUGAACUGAUAUCCAGGGAACUUGAUACCGAUCCAUUCGCCAAGGUUUAGAAGACCUGCAUCCAAGCAAACCGCUGCUGAAGUUGAACCCUCUUAAUUCCCCCCUCUGUAUUAUGAAGUCGAGAAGACCAAGAACCUUCUACAAUAUGCACCUUUUUUGCCUAUUGUACAACUAUCCUUUCUUUUUCUUUGACCUUUUCAAUAAAGCUUGUUCUGCAUUCUGA
This is a messenger RNA of Podarcis lilfordi (Lilford's wall lizard), 4153 nucleotides long. The record is from the annotation of a GenBank genome assembly. Lineage: Eukaryota; Metazoa; Chordata; Lepidosauria; Squamata; Lacertidae.